ACUAAGUCUUAUCCAGUUGUGUAGUAACUGUCGACAUGCGAGGUAUAUUUGUGAGUCUCAUGCUCUUGCUCUUUGCCAUAGCGACUUCACGGGCCCUCAACUGCCAGCCGUGUAAAUUACUGGAGGCCCGCCAGACACAUGCAAACGAGACCCACACGCAGCCAAAGUGAGAGAAGUGAGAAAACAAAACUUACGCACACACAAAGGCACCAUCUUAUACACAAACUCAGAAGAAACGACGAUUCAGUCUCAGUUGAACACUCGCAACGAAGUGUAGUGUACCCCCAUAAAU
This is a messenger RNA of Drosophila elegans, 292 nucleotides long. RefSeq lists its product as uncharacterized. The coding region runs from base 36 to 170 and encodes 44 amino acids. Lineage: Eukaryota; Metazoa; Arthropoda; Insecta; Diptera; Drosophilidae. The transcript has 2 exons. The record is from RefSeq and is a predicted model, not a curated record.